UCUCCUGGAAAUUCUUCCCUUUAUAUACAGUUAAAUUCUUUCUCACUCUCUCAUCAACCCUCAUCUUCCAAUUUGAAUUCUCACUCACUAGAAAUCUCACUCUCUUGAAUGGCAUCUCCAAAUGACGCUUCAACUUUAGAGUUUAUCAGCCAAUAUCUUCUCAACGACUUCACUAAUUCCAUGGAAACCUUCAUAUCCAACCUCGAUUUUUGCACUGCGUCUCAAAGCCAACCUCAACACCCGCAAUUUGACAUCGACAUCUCGGAUUACUUGGAACCAAAAGAGCCACUCAUCAACCGAAAUUACCAGUCAACUCCUCUUAGUCGGAGAAAACCAUCUAUAAACGUCGCAAUACCUCCACCAACAAACAUCAAAACAAGCUCCAAAACUGACAUUAACCCAGUUAUUAAGACAGAAAGAGAAUCGAAGGAUGAAAAAGAAAAUCAUUACAGAGGAGUUAGGAGACGACCAUGGGGAAAAUAUGCAGCGGAGAUCCGUGACCCCAACCGAAAAGGGAUCCGGGUUUGGUUAGGAACCUUUGACACUGCCAUUGAAGCUGCAAAAGCUUAUGACAAAGCCGCUUUUAGGUUCCGAGGAAGCAAAGCGACCUUGAACUUUCCUCUUGAGAUUGAAACCUCUAACUUUAUUGAAUCUGAAUUACCCUUGAAUUGUGGGAAAAAGAGGAAAAAUGAAGAAAUGGUGGGUACGAAGAGACAGGUGGUAAAGAAAGAGGAGCCCGAAGAAAAGGUGACGGAAACCGUUAAGUUAGGCCUUUCUCCAUUGACGUCGUCAAGUUGGACGGGGUUUUGGGAAACUACUAGUAUUGGAGGAGAAGGUGAGGGCAUUUAUAACAUGCCUUUGUUUUCUCCGAUAUCACCACAUCCUUCUAUAGGAAACUGCCGGCUCACGGUUAUGUAACGGAGGUUUAACAGUGGGGACUAAACUUUGAUGACGUGGACAUUUUAAUUUAUGUAGUAGAUAGUGAUAAUAAAAUAAGGUGGUGAAGUGUCAUCAAUUAAAUAUGAUUGGGUGUUAGAGGAUAGCAUUUGUUAGUGGAAUAUAUUGAAUCGUUGAUAGAGAAUUUAAAUACAAUUAUUUUAUUUUUUAAAA
Molecule: messenger RNA, 1110 nt
Organism: Pistacia vera
Lineage: Eukaryota; Viridiplantae; Streptophyta; Magnoliopsida; Sapindales; Anacardiaceae
Product: ethylene-responsive transcription factor ERF105-like
Exons: 1
Coding region: 109-918 (269 amino acids)
Biological process (GO): regulation of DNA-templated transcription; ethylene-activated signaling pathway
Molecular function (GO): DNA binding; DNA-binding transcription factor activity
Source: RefSeq, a predicted model, not a curated record